Molecule: messenger RNA, 1218 nt
Organism: Maudiozyma barnettii
Lineage: Eukaryota; Fungi; Ascomycota; Saccharomycetes; Saccharomycetales; Saccharomycetaceae
Exons: 1
Coding region: 1-1218 (405 amino acids)
Source: RefSeq, a predicted model, not a curated record
AUGGUGGUUAAGAACAUAUACAUUUCGAGACAUGCCCAUUCUUCUGCAUGGCUACCGGAAGAUGAACAACCAUUAAGUAGGACGGGGAUACUGAAUGAUCUCCCAUUAUCUGAGCAUGGUGUUAACCAAUCUAGGGAAUUGGCUCAUUAUAUAUUAUCGGUUGAUACACAACCAGAUAUAAUAAUAGCGUCUCCGUUCUAUUCCUGCGUGGAAACUUCAAAAUAUAUUGCUAACUUGUUGGAUAUUCCUGUAUUUUUAGAUAAAGGGUUAGGAAACUGGUUUGAUAAAGAUAAUGAGAAAGUAAUUAAUCCAGCUGAUUUUAAUACUUUAAACAGUCUAUUUCCAGGUAUACUGAAGAAUGACUGGGGUAAUGGAUCCAGUGUGGAAUCUCUCAGGGAUGGUGAAACAAAAGGAGAGUUGUAUUCUAGAAGUGCAAAGUUUAUCAUAAAUAUGUUGGAAAAACUCAAUAAAGAACAUCCAGAUGUAGAGACUGUGUUGUUAAUGACUCAUGCCCCUGUGAAAAUAUCCAUUGGGAUGAAUAUACUGAAGCUGAAGAAUUGUGAUAGCCCAUUGGAUGAAGAUGGUAAUAUAUUGCAAGCUAGUGUAUGUUCCCUGGAUAAGUAUCAAUGGAGUAAAUUAGAUGACGAGGAAUAUGAGGAUGAGGAUGAGGAUAAAGAAGAAAGACAAGAAAAUAUUGCUGAAACUGUAAAAUGGAUUAUGACUAUGAACAAUAAUACAGAAUUUUUAAGAGACGGUGAAGAAAAAAUUUGGAGUUUUAAGAAUGCUACAUCAGAGGAUAUACAACAGGGGGCGGUGGUAAGUUUGAACGAAUCUAACCAAAAGGAAGAGCAAGAGACCGAAACUGUCUACGUAAGUGUCGAUUUGGAUAGUGGUAAUUAUAAAGAAAUGAUGAAUAUUGACAAGGAUGCGAUUUUCCAAUAUUCAGGACUCGAUAGAGAUCAUCCUUUGAUUAGAAUAGGUGACAAAUUGUAUGAAGGUACGUGGUUAAAACUGUUAGGUACAGAAUUAGCAUUUCCAGAUUCUGCUUCUAUCAAUAGGCGUGAUGGAACAACUGAUGCUGACACAGUCACUGCACGAGCAGCUGAUGAGACUACAUCCACUAAUGAUAGAAAGAACAAUCACCAGGAUCAGAAACAUGCAGAGAAAAUAUAUAGAAUUACAGAUAGAUUGACCCUGCGAGGCGUCGAGCCUAUGUAA